Messenger RNA from Porites evermanni, 3277 nucleotides. NCBI's taxonomy places the organism in Eukaryota, Metazoa, Cnidaria, Anthozoa, Scleractinia, Poritidae. The record is from the annotation of a GenBank genome assembly.
GGGAAGCGAUGAAAACAGAUACUCGGUGUCGAAAUGAUAUUCUUUACAAGUUUACUUUUCGGCGAAACACAGGCUGAACGAUAUUAGAAGGUCACUUGUGUCGUAGAUAUUUGCUCCGGGGUCUUAUAUUACAAAAAUGAGCAGGAAACAGAAUCAAAAUCUUCUUCGCUGACAGCGUCUCUGCUCAACUAGAAAUCAUGGGUGAUAUAUAUCAUAAAGCAGCCCGCGAUAGCGUUCUUGAACUUUUAAAAACAGCUACAAAACGAGAUGCAAAUCGAAGGGAUGAGGAUGGAAUGUCUCCCGUACACUAUGCCGCAAGUUGUGGAAAUGUUGAGGCUCUGAGACUGCUAGUCGGAAAGGGGUAAGCUAAGUUUUAUGUAGAUGAUCUGAAAUGAAGAGGAACAAAACCGCAAACGCAUAAAUUUUAAAGCUAAAAGCGAAUAGAAAUUUGUCGUGUUGAAUGAGCUUUUAUAGCUGGGCUGAAAGAACGAUCAUCUUUAACGUAAAGUAUUCUUAACUAUUUUUUGUUUUGCAAUACAGGAUUAAGGGUAAAUUAAAGCUCAAACUUGCAUGCAUGGCACCUGCCUACAAAAAACUGCACGGUGCGUUUUUAAUUUGCUCUUCGUGUAUUCAGCUUUAUAAAGCUUACUUGCCAAGCUCAUUCUAUGUACGUGUAAAUUAUAGGUAAGAUAUAUUUGAUUAUCCGUUUCUUACUGUCGCGGUUAAAUUUUGUAAAUAGGCUACGUAAUUGCCUUUCCCAUUCUAAAAGCAUUAAAUAAUGGACUCGACGAUUUUGACUGUGAAACAAUUUUAAAAAAUGUGACAAAUGUAAGUGCUUAUUUUAAACAAAUCCUGGAACAAGUCCUGAUUUUUUUUUCAGGCUUCUAAAUUGCGUUCACAACUGCGAGGAUCAUUCUUCACCUAAUUUUCUCACGGUUGACAGUGCAAUUUAACGUAUUAUGUACUUAAGAUUACUUUUCAGUGAGACAUGGGAAGUGUGAAGUAAGGCAGUAAAAAUAAACAGGGUCGGUGAGUUAAUUCGGGCCUCAAUCAAGGGAAAUGUUUUCAACCCUAAUAUUAACAACUUUCCAAUCUUGUUCUGAAGAAUUUUUAAAAACCGGCUUUGCGGAAAUAGGUUAACUUAACUGAAAAAAAUCAAAGGGGCGUGAAAACGCAUACCAAAUUUCACCUAAUUUAUAAAAUAGCAGGAAGUCUUAACAGACCUGGAAGCAAAAAAUAUAUAUAUGGUUUUUCCAAUGAUUUUUUACGAAAGUAUAGAUAAAAUUGUUAAAACUUCAUUCAUACUUGGAAGAUCGAAUAAAAUACCUUUGAACUUAACAGGACCUUUAAAACCUGCAUUGACAUUAGCUCAUGUUAAGAAACCCUAGGCCAUUAAAUGACAUCAUUGUUAUCCAUAAAGUUAUCUAUAGGCUUAAGUGAUAGAAUUUGGUAUUUGAAUUGCUGGCGAUCCCAAGGUACUUAUUAAUAAUUUACCAGUUAGAAAAAACUCUUUGGGCUUCAAGAAUUUGCAUAAUGGCUCCUCUGUUUGAUAGACUAACCUACGACAAUAAAUUCCAUAUGCCAAUUUAUUGAAGAGAUGUCAAGAGGAGUUUAUCUCUGGGGGAUUACACUUACCCCACACCUUACUGACAGUGUAUCCCAGAAUACCGUGUCAUUCAUACUCCAGACACCCCUUUUUCAGGUCAAGUACCACAGAGCUGUGCUCUAGCAGCAGCUGGUAGUCCCUGGAGAUUUCCUUUGCAUUUGGAUCACAUGGAAAUUGUUCGUCUCCACAUUAAUUGAUUUAAUAUACUGGAACCCCUUGGAUUUCAAAACUUUGGAGUUUUCAUCCCUCUCUACAAUAGAAAAAUCAGACAGCCUUGAAUACAAAUUGUGUAUUUAAGAUGGACUCCCCAUCAAAAUGUUUGAUCCACUACUGACACCUGUAAGAGUGGCAUGGUGAAAUUCAGGAGAACAGAGUAUUCAAAACUAUCAAUUAAAAUAUCCAAGUUUUCAGUUAUUUUCAGGGACUGAUAUUUCUUGACUGAAGUAUUUUUGUGUUGAUUACAGGGGCGAUCCCAACAGACCUAGCCAUGAUGGUGCCACUGCAGUUCACAUAGCUGCCAGUUGUGGACAACUCAACUGUCUUAGCUUCCUUACAAACUUCGGUGCAAAUAUCUGGGCUCUUGACAACGAAGGGCGUACCCCACUCGAGGAGGCUGCCCUCCAUGGACACAUGGAAUGUGUGCGUCACUUGGAUGGUCUAAUUGCUAUUCACAUGAUGCGCAAUAGCAAAGAGGUAGAGAAACAAAGAAGACAUGCCAAAAAGGACAUGAUGAAAAGGGUCAAGAAACAAGACAAGAUUUUCCAGUCCAGGGAAAAUGCGUAUGAAAAAAAGAUUGCACAGGAAACAAGAGAAAGAAGCAAGUCAGAGAUUAAUGGUAGGAAAGGAACUUGGACUGGAAAUGGUACCACAAAAUCCCAAUAUCAUACCGAGAAGGCAUUCUCGGAAUUAAUUGGCAGUACCUCAGAAUUGGACUUGUCUGACGGGAAGAGUGUCAAAUCUUACUCAUCUGGGACCUUUCAGUCUGGAACUAAAAGCUUAAGAAUGAUAGGUGCAUUGCGGUCAAAAUUCAACUCUUUGCGAAGCUCUGACAAAGAGCCAAGAAUACUCCGUCAAAGGUCAUUAGAUGAUUCUGGCCUGUUUGAGGAUAUGUCAUCAAGGUCUCCAUCACUCUUAGAUCAGCUGGAACUUAAGGCAGCUGAGAACCAACAGGAGAAUUUGGUAUUAGAUUCCACUGAUCCUUAUGAGGUUGAUGAAUCAGAUCUUGCCUAUGGUCAUGUAGUGAAAAAAUUUGACGAUAAAGGCAAUGUUACCACUCAUGUUCAUUAUGUGCCAAAGAAUUCUGUCAAGUUGAGGAAUGGCAGCGUUGCAAGCCACACUAGCAACAGCAGUAGUCACCUGAGCUCAUCAUUCAAUGAUAUCCGAAGCUUAAAAUCCAUGGAACUUGAAGACACAUAUUCGCAGUCAGACAUGGGAGCUGAAUCCACAGACUCUAAAUCGCUGGUCACCUUUAUGGCUGCCCUCAAUCUAGAUCAGUUCUCAACCUUGCUGAUCAAUGAAAGCAUUGAUCUGAAUACUUUGACAUUAUGUUCUAAUGAUGAUUUAAAAGACAUAGGGCUUCCUCUUGGCCCAAGAAGAAAAAUACUUGAUGCUGUCAAGAAAAGGAAUGAGGCUUUAAAUCACCCUGGACCAAUGAUUGACUCCAAGAUAUAA